CGAUGACUAAAACUGCCUGUGGACACAACCUCUCUUUAUAAAACACAUCUAUCCCUCGCUCCCAGCCUGUGAGGAGGAGGAGGAGGAGGAGGAGGAGGAGGAGGAGGAGGAGGAGGAGGAGGAGGCGAGGCUUUGAUACAGCCUGAGGCCUCGGGGGCGACAGCAGCAGCUCCCCGUCCGGAUCAGUAAGGAGACAAAACAGGAGCCUGCACCUCCCUCUCCUCCCUCUCCUCCCUCUCCUCCUCCUCACUGACAGAGACCCUCUGCUGCAGGAGUUUCUGAUGAUGAAGCAUCACUUCACUGUUAUUGAGGAGGAGAGGGAGGAGGAGGAGGAGGAGGAGGUGGAGGAGGUGGUGGAGGAUGUGUUGUUUACUUCAGCUUUGUUCUUUCCAUCCGUUAUUAUUGUCAGUGUGUUAGAGUCUCUGUCUCUACGGCAGCAGCUGAGGGGCCCUGAAUGCAGCGCUCAGAGAAUUGUUUCCUGUUGCAAUCCUUUCAGAAUAAAAGCUAAACCCUCUGUCGUGCAGACAGACAGAGCAGGAGGUGAACAGAGACAGAAUCAGCUGUUGAGUCAGGGAUGAACUCCUCUCAUUGUUUCCCUCCCUCUCUUCUCUUUCUUUCCUCACCUCUCUCUUCUCUCUCUCUUUCUGUUUUCUUCCUCUUCUCCUCCUCGUCUUUAAUAUUUCUCCUCCUCAGCUCCGUCAGGUGAAUCCAUGUUUCAGGUCUGUUACACUCAGCUCCUCCUCUCUCUCCUCUCUCAGGACUUCACCCAGCUGUACGAGGAGGCGCGGUACUACCAGCUGACCCCGAUGGUGCGGGAGUUGGAGCGCUGGCAGGCGGAGCGGGAGGCCCAGCGGGUGGCGCCCUGCGAGUGCCUGGUGGUGCGGGUGACUCCGGACCUGGGGGAGAGGAUCGCUCUGAGCGGGGAGAAGGUCCUGAUCGAGGAGAUCUUCCCCGAGACCGGAGACGUCAUGUGUAACUCUGUCACCGCUGGCUGGAACCAGGACCCCACCCACGUCAUCCGCUUCCCCCUCAACGGAUACUGCAGACUCAACUCAGUCCAGGUCCUGGAGCGUCUGUUCCAGAAAGGCUUCAGCAUCAAGGCGUCCUGCGGCGGGGGGGUCGACUCGUCCCAGUUCAGCGAGUACGUCUUGUGUCGUGACCUGAGGCAUAGCCAGUCCAUCACCAGCACCCCGAUCCGGAUCAAACAGGAACCUCUGGACUGAGGACCUGAGGACACCUGGAGAACAUCUCACCUGAAGACUCGAAGCAUCACAGGACUCUGUGUGACCUUUGACCUCUUCAGUGUGGAUCAGAGGCUGUGGAGCCUGAUAAUGAUGAACGCUGUGUAAAGUCAUGUGACAGGAAACAGACUGAUCACCUGUAAAUACUGUUUGUAAUGAGAAUCUUUGAUCAGAGCAGCAGGUGAAAAUCAUGUGAGUUUGAACCAAUGAAAGCUCCUUUUUAUAAUUUAAUGUUUUUUUAUAAAACUUUUCAAAAUGUA
Molecule: messenger RNA, 1501 nt
Organism: Lates calcarifer (barramundi perch)
Lineage: Eukaryota; Metazoa; Chordata; Actinopteri; Centropomidae
Product: BTB/POZ domain-containing protein kctd15
Exons: 2
Coding region: 711-1223 (170 amino acids)
Source: RefSeq, a predicted model, not a curated record